AUGAAAGUUCGGUAUGGGAGCCGUUGUCUAAAACUAAAACUGGCUGAUAACUUACAAAAAAGCAAGACAAAACUCGUGAAGUUGAGAAAUCGGCUGAAAUUCCUGCGACGUUGCAGAGACAAUGGUUUUAUUCCUCGCAGACUAAGGAUAAAGUUGUCAAAAGAUGAAAUUCAAGUUCGUAAUGUUUACUGGAAAGUGUACGA
This is a messenger RNA of Paramuricea clavata, 203 nucleotides long. Lineage: Eukaryota; Metazoa; Cnidaria; Anthozoa; Malacalcyonacea; Plexauridae. The record is from the annotation of a GenBank genome assembly.